Diaporthe batatas is the source of this 1461-nucleotide messenger RNA. RefSeq lists its product as uncharacterized. The transcript has 4 exons. The record is from RefSeq and is a predicted model, not a curated record. Gene Ontology annotation, cellular component: membrane. Gene Ontology annotation, molecular function: transmembrane transporter activity. Gene Ontology annotation, biological process: transmembrane transport. NCBI's taxonomy places the organism in Eukaryota, Fungi, Ascomycota, Sordariomycetes, Diaporthales, Diaporthaceae. The coding region runs from base 1 to 1461 and encodes 486 amino acids.
AUGGACCGCAACAGCGAGAAGCUGGGCGUCGACCAGAUCGACGACAAUGCCGCAUACCAGACCGACUCCAACAUCCUCGACAAUGAGUUCACCCCAGCCGAGCAGAAGCGCAUCAUCCAGCGCAUCGACCGCCGCCUCGUCACCACCGUCGGCCUCAUGUACUGCGUCUCCCUGAUGGACCGUACCAACCUGGGCAAUGCCAUCAUUGCUGGCAUGGGCAAGGAGCUCAUGCUCAUUGGGGACCGAUACUCAAUCAUCACUCUGCUGUUCUUUGUGACCUACAUCAUUUUCCAGCCCCCUUCGACCGUCAUCUGCCGUGCCGUCGGCCCAAGAUUCCACCUUGCCGGAAUCACUCUGCUCUGGGGCGGAUGUAUGAUUGGCAUGGGGUUUGUCUCGAGUUGGGAUCAACUGGCCGGCCUCAGGGUCGUCCUGGGUCUGCUCGAGGCUGGCUUCUUCCCCAGUUGCGUCUAUCUCCUCAGCACCUGGUAUACAAGAUAUGAGAUGGGCAAGCGCUAUGCCGUCUUCUACCUCCUGGGCUGCGUCGCGUCCGCCUUCGCCGGCAUCCUGGCCUUUGGCCUGAUGCACAUGAACGGGCUCGCAGACCUGACUGGAUGGCGUUGGAUUUUCAUCAUUGAGGGUGUCAUCACCUGCGUCGUGGGCAUCGCCGGCUACUGGCUGCUCGUCGACUUCCCAGACUCCAAGAGGAAGUCGUGGCGCUUCCUUCCCGAGCGCGAGCGCGCCUGGGUCGUUGCUCGCGUCAACGCCGACCGCGGCGACGCAAAGGUCCACGCCUUCUCUCUGGCCAACUUCAUGCGCGGCGGCACCGACUGGAAGAUCUGGGCCUACGCCCUGAUCUUCUUCAACACCACCACCAUCAGCUACGCCCUCGCCUUCUUCCUGCCCGUCAUCUUGAACGAGUCCCUGGGCUUCGAGGUUGGCGCCGCCCAGUGCCUCGUCGCGCCCCCCUACGCCUUUGCCGGCUUCGUCAUGUUCGGCACCGGCUGGCUGGGCGACAAGUACAGGACCAGGGGCAUCCCCAUCCUCAUCAACAUGACCUUUUGCAUCAUUGGCCUGCCCAUCAUGGGCUUCCACCCCAACCCCGCCGUCAGGUACUUUGGCGUUUUCCUCGUUACCGCCGGCGCCAACUCCAACGUGCCCGCGACCAUGUCUUACCAGGCUACCAAUAUCCGCGGCCAGUGGAAGCGGGCCUUCUGCUCCGCCACGCUGGUAGGCUUCGGCGGACUCGGCGGUAUUGCCGGUUCCUUGGUCUUCCGAAACCAAGACAAGCCCUCAUAUCACCCAGGCUUGUAUGCCUGCAUUGCCUGCACCCUAUUGAACAUCCUCUUGGUCGGGAUCCUUACUGUCUACUUCAAGAUCGAGAACCGCCGGGCGGACCGCGGCGAGAAGGAGCUCGAGUCCAACGACGAGGACUUCCAGCCUGGGUUCAGGUACACGUGCUAG